This is a messenger RNA of Tribolium madens (black flour beetle), 1024 nucleotides long. Its product is annotated as protein FAM151B. The record is from RefSeq and is a predicted model, not a curated record. Bases 144 to 989 code for a protein of 281 amino acids. The transcript has 4 exons. Lineage: Eukaryota; Metazoa; Arthropoda; Insecta; Coleoptera; Tenebrionidae.
GUCAUACGUCAAGGACUAGAUAAUUAUUUUUUAUCAAUUGAAGUGYCAUCAAAUCUGAUAAAAUUGUAAGRUCAACCUUGUUUUUUAGUCACUUAGUUUCCUUAUUUUACGUAAACCAAAGAAAACCUGAAAUUYUUUCAGUGAUGAACACGAAAAUUUAUCGAUUAGUGCUGCUUAUGGGAUGCUUCUUUCUCRUCGACUCCAUGGACAUAAACGACUUUUUCCCCGACAUAAAUGGCAAUUUAACAAAAAUCACUUGGGCCCACGCUGUGAACAACAAAACCUAUCUCGCUGCAUCUCUCAACAGUUCCGUAAUGAUGCUGGAAGCUGACGUCAUUUACGGCAAAAUCAAUGGAAGUGGUGAGUUAAUCCCAAUCAUGGGUCAUCCACCUGCAACCCAAUCCGACCUCUCCCUCGAGGAAUUUCUAACAACGAUUCACAGUUUUAACAAGAAGGAAAACAACCGGAAAGGUGUCAAGUUGGAUUUUAAGUCAACGGAGGUUUUCACCAAAUCUGUUGACUUUAUCCGAAAACAAUACAAUUCGAUUGAUUAUCCUUUAUGGAUCAACGCGGAUAUCAUUCGAGGYCCGAUUAAUCUCGAGACUGUCCCAGUCGAUCCGAAAAUCUUUUUAUCAACAGCGAAAAUCUUCGAUAAGUCUGUGUUAUCACUCGGAUGGACGACAACUCGACCAGUAAUGGGCCUCACAUACAAUAACGCCCAAGUAAAUGCGAUGAUUGAAGUGAUAAGAGAAAAUGACGUUAAACAGGAGAUAACGUUCGCCGUUAGAGCGGGAACUGCGGCGCAAAGCUCCACCGAAAUGAAGCUUUUGAAGGAUGAAGUGAAAAAUUGCACUCUGACCAUUUGGUCCAGCGAAGGGGACGAGGUCGACGUCCCAAAACUGAGGGAUUUGAUUUUUGAAUAUGGGAUUAAACGAGUUUAUGUUGACGUUCCGAAGGAUUUACGCGACCGCUUGGAUUUAGRCAAUUAAAUUUUGUAAAAUUUCACAAUAAAAUGGCAGAUGUA